Messenger RNA from Penicillium odoratum, 1569 nucleotides. RefSeq names its product cytochrome P450. Lineage: Eukaryota; Fungi; Ascomycota; Eurotiomycetes; Eurotiales; Aspergillaceae. The record is from RefSeq and is a predicted model, not a curated record. Gene Ontology annotation, molecular function: oxidoreductase activity, acting on paired donors, with incorporation or reduction of molecular oxygen; heme binding; iron ion binding. Bases 1 to 1569 code for a protein of 522 amino acids. The transcript has a single exon.
AUGGAGCUUCCGAUGUCACCUCUGCAGGUGGCUAUUGGCCUCAUUCUUGCCAUUACUAUUUGGAUAAUUCAAAUCAAACGAAGCAAAACACUUAUUUUACCACCUGGGCCUUCAGGAAAUCCGAUCUGGGGCCAUCUUCGCAUAAUUCCAAAAGAAUAUCCAGCACGUCAAUUUUUGAAAUGGGGUAAAGAGUAUAACUCCGACAUUCUCUAUUACAACGUCCUAUCCCGGCCAGUGAUCAUACUCAACAGUGUCGAGGCGGCACAUGAUCUCCUGGAUAAAAGAGGGGCUAACUAUGCUGACCGUCCACGAUUUGUUAUUUUCGAGGUGAUGGGAUGGGGCAUCACCCUCACGUUCCUGCGCUGGUCCCCGCGAUUCAGACUCCAUCGAAAGCUUCUUCAGCAGUCUUUCACCCAGUCUGCCUGCAAGUCAUAUCAUCCGAUUCAGCAGGAAGAGGCCCGACGAGCUGUCAAGGCAUUGUUGCAGAAACCACAGGACUGGGAAAUGCUCUUACGACGAUAUUCAACCGCCGUCGUACUACGGAUUGGAUUUGGCAUACAGAUUCAAGAAGAAAAAGACCCCUACGUGCAGAUGGCUAUUGACGUGGAAGAAGCUACCGGUAAAGGUGGUGUGCCGGGCGCUUCCAUCGUGGAUUUGAUUCCUAUCUUGCGCCAUCUGCCCAGUUCUGUAGAGAAGAUCUCCACUGCCUUCCAGCCACUAGCUCAUGCCCGCCGCACAAAAUCCUCUAUUCAAAAUUUGCACGACGCACCCUGGAACGCAACUGAGCUUUCCAUCCGCACGGGAGAUGCAAUCCAGCCCUCCUUUAUGCGUACACAUUUUGGGCGCUACCUUGCCAAUGAAAGAACUGGAGAGCCCAAUGAAGCAACGAUACCCGAUCUGAAAGGUGCGGCGGGCGCAAUUUCCAUUGCAGGCGGCAAUACCACAUGGUCCACCGUAAUCGUGUGUAUUCUCAACUUGAUGACCCAUCCGGAGAUUCAAGCCAAGGUCAAGAACCAGAUUGAUAGGGUGAUAGGGGUGGAUGAGCAUGGGAACAUCGAUCGCCUCCCAGAUUUUAACGAUAGACCGCAAUUGACGUGCCUCGAGUACGUGAUCCAAGAGACGACUCGCUGGGCACCCCUUUCACCCCUCGGCGUUCCUCAUGCCUCUCUCGAGGAUGACACGUAUAAUGGAUAUCACAUCCCCAAGGGAUCAGUCGUUUUUGCAAAUGCGUGGGCAAUGUCGCGAGAUGAACGGCAAUACUCCUCCCCUGAAGAAUUCAAUCCAGAUCGAUUCAUUCCACCGUCAGAAGGUGGCAAAGGGGAGCCUUUACCGGAGGGUCCAUUUGGCUUCGGGAGGAGGGUGUGUCCUGGUCAGCACUUGGCCCUUGCUGGGGUUUACAUCGUAGUUGCAACCUUGCUGGCCACGAUGGAUUUGCAUUGCCCGGUAGAUAAUAAUGGAGAAAGGAUUUUACCACGCGUCACCUUCUCGAAUGGCUUGAGUGGCGUUCCUGAUAGCUUCCCAUGCGUCAUCACGCCAAGAUCAGACAAGGCUCGGAAGCUGCUACAAUGA